UUAGAACCAAAUAGAAAGAUUUUUAGAAAAAAAUCACUUGCAACAGUAACCAAAGUUGUACCAGUUCUCCUCUUUUGAUCUUUGCUAUAUGCCUUGUCUUUCGACAUCAGCUUCAAGUCAACAGUUUUCAUUCUGAGGAAAUCCAAGAGGGCUGUCUUCCAGAUUGAAAAGCUGGGAUAAGUCUGAAGAGCUCCUAAUUCUACAGUGAUCAAGGAAAGUAGGAUGAAAAUCUUUCCAAUAUUUGUAGACACAGUGUAAUUCCCGGCCCCCUCCCCUCCAAAGUGGAACCAUUUAAACUAUUCAUCUUCCCACAAAGUUUCAAGAGUUGAAGAAUAAUUUAUCUUGAGGCAAAUGACACCAGCCGGAGAGGGCACAUUAUAAAGGGGGACUAUCUUUUUGAAGCUCAGCAACUUCUUACCCGCGAAGUCACAAGCUAUUUCUCUUAAAACUCCUUGAGAAAGGCAGCAUUGUGGCACCGUGAACCUCAUGCUGGGUUUGGAGACCUUGGAUUCAAACCUCAGACAAACAGACCCUUAAGAAUGAUGACCCAAACAAACUGUACCAUGUAGCACAGGAACAAGUGAACUGCUAGGAAAGUAUGAUGACUCUAUUUUGGUUUGCUUGCUUCAUAGUUCUAUUUAUUUCUUCCCUUGAAGCUGAUGAUUGUGUGGAGUUUGAAGAUGAAAUAGUACUAGUUAUUUUUGAAGAUGAGCUCGAUGUUCAUCAUGGUAGUUCGAGAAAAUUUGGCCCUCCCAGUAACAUAAGUUGGUAUGGAAGUGACGGUAAGACAGCCAUCUCUAUGGAUCGGAACUCUAGGGUUCACCAGCACAGAGAGAUGCUUUGGUUUGUUCCAGCUGCAAUAGAAGACUCAGGAUAUUAUUACCUUGUUGAAAGAAAUUCUACCCACUGCCACAAACAGAAAAUCAAGAUAGAAAUCUUGAAGAAACAUCCUGGAAGGUGUUAUGAUGUGCUAUCUGAAUAUGAACAAAAAUUGCUUUCAGGACCUGGUGGCUUUAUUGUGUGUCCCCAUUUGAAUAUUUUUGAAGAUAAAAAUAAUAAUCUACCUAAAGUUCAGUGGUAUAAGGAUUGUAAACCUCUCCUUAACAAUACAAAAUUUAAUGGACUAAAAGCUAAUCUCUACCUGCGUAAUAUACAGAAAGAAGAUGAGGGGCACUAUACUUGCCUUAUAUCCUAUGGUUAUAUGGGGAAGCAUUAUAACAUUACUCGGUCAAUACAUCUACGCAUUAUAGGGAGAGAAAAGAAGAAAAUGCCAGUGAUUCUGACUCCAGAAAACAGGACAAUGGAAGUGGAACUUGGAUCCCAGUUGCUUUUGGACUGCAACUUCACAGCUCAAAAGAAUGACCUUCAAUAUUGGACUUGGAAUGGAUCAUUUGCUCACAAAGAACCUAAUAUUACAUGGUCUGAACUUUCAGUUCCGAAUUUAAAUGAUAUGAACAUUGUCACAAGGGUUUCUAGGCUUGUCAUUUUAAAAGUGGAAAGUAGGCAUUAUUUGUACCCAUUUUUAUGCUGGGUUACCAAUGAAGCUGGUAUAGCUACAACAUAUAUUGCCUUGAGACCACCAGUCUCAGAUUCCAGAAUGUACCUGAUUGGAGGAUUCAUCUCUUUGGCCUUAGUAGUUACGUUCUCCAUGUUUCUCUACAAAAUUUUCAAGGUUGAAAUUGUGCUUUUGUAUAGGGAUUCUUGCCAUCCAUAUUUCCUGAAAAAAGCUUUGGAUGGAAAAGUCUAUGAUGCAUACAUAUUAUAUCCAAAAUAUUUUGAAGAAGGGUCCAGCUACAUCUCAGACAUCUUUGUGUUUAAAAUCUUGCCUGAAGUCUUGGAAAAUCAGUGUGGAUAUAAUCUGUUCAUCUAUGGAAGGGAUGAUCUUGUUGGAGAAGAUGCUAUCAUGGUUAUCAAUGAGAACAUUAGGAAAAGCAGAAGACUAAUUAUUGUCUUAACUGGAGAGCAUUCAAGUUACAAUUGGCUGGGAAACACGUCGGAACAGCAAAUAGCUAUGUAUAAUGCUCUUGUCCAGGAUGGAAUUAAAAUCAUCCUGAUUGAACUAGAAAAAAUUAAGAACUAUGGGAAUAUGCCAGAAUCUAUUAAAUACCUCAAACAGAAGCAUGGUGUCAUCCAGUGGAAAGGAGAUUUCAUGGAAGAAGUCCCAUCUGCAAAGACAAAGUUUUGGAGGUGCAUCAGGUACCACAUGCCAGCACAGCGGCAACAGUCUUCUUUCACAAGAGAACCCUCGGUUCUAGAUUCUGUGCUGAACUCUAAGAAGAAAUAGCACAUGGCACUUUGAGCACUCAGGGAAACUCUCUGAAAGAUUGCACAGGUCUCCUUACGUAGAAGCUGUCUGUUUGCCUUAAAGAAUUUCCAGGUUGGGUAGAUUGUUAUGGUGGCUUUUCCAGUCAUGAGAGCAGUGUGUGUGUGUGUGUGUGUGUGUGUGUGUGUGUGUGUGUGUGGUCAUCACUUGCCACUGUGUGGUCACUUGGAGUUUUGUUUCAGUAUUAAAGAUGAUCAAAUCAUUAACAGUGAAGGACUUUAGGUCAAGGAUGGAUGAGGGGCACAAUGGAGUGAAGGAACAACAAAGGGAGGGAGAGGGGGAAAGGGUAGAAAAUCCCUACAUCCUUCCUUUAAAGCCAGCACUAUGAAACACAUCAGCAUAUGAAAGAUAAGACUCAGAAAGGGGAUAUGCAGUAAUUGAGGAUAGAUUUUAAAAUUAGUAACUGUUCAGAAAAGAUGGCUGGCAGACUUGAUACCUAGCUUUGCUUCAGAGGGCAAUGCAGCUAGAAAUCUCCUCCCAAAAUUGGGGUUUGUUUUGUUUUGUUUUUUUAACCUUGAACAAAUGGCAUUUCACCGAGGAACAAUUUCAGAGAUAUCUUUGCAUCCACUUUGCACUCGCUGUAUCCAUCACAUUUCCUGCUAGCUGUCAGUUUCUAAAGAAUCAGUGAGAAUUUUAUACUGAUGCUUUUAAUUACAUUAGUGGUUAAAACAAUUCUCUGGGAUUGCAAAUCUUUUAAAAUGGUAUUUGACUUUAGGUUUCUCUAGGGAUAGUAACCUAAAAAAAAAAAAGAAAGAGACUUGUCUUUUACAUCUGGGUCAAGAUUUCACUGGAGCACAAAAUAGUUUUUUAGAGGCAGGCCUCAAAAGAAAUAAAAAUACAAAUGUACCUUAAAGAAAACUAUAUUUCUUCUUAUACAUUUAUAUACAUAGAGAUUUUAGAGGGGAGUCUCUGAUAACCUCAGUCAGUCAGUCUUGAGGUACAGUACUUGUUAAUAGCACCACAUAUAAAAAAGAAAGAGCAAAACUGUUCCUUUUAAAUGCCUUCUAAUAAGUUUUAUUUAUAAUGUUCUGCUAAGUAGGUUGGGAGGACUCUUGGGAGUACAAGGAAAGUUAAUUCUAAAACAUUCUGGUUGUAACUUAGAAAUAAUGGGAUAGUUUGUGAAAGAAAGGGAAGGGGAAGAAAUAAUUGGGGAAGAAUGAACACUAAGAUUUCUAAGAACUGAGAAGUGCAAGUGGAGAAGAGCAUAACAUAGGAAAGUUUAAUUAUAUUGGCUUCUCAGGGAGGAAAAAAAUUUAAUUUUUCAUUCUGGGGGAGCACCCUCUGCCUUAUUGUUUUUUAAUAAGCACAUUAACUUCCCCCCUGUCUGGUUACCUCAGAAGACUACAUUGUCCUCUCCAUUCCAUUUCAAAUUAAUAAGUUUUUUUUUAUUGUACUUUUAGUUAUGAUGCUGACAACUUUAGUAUAAAAAGUUCUUCCACAUGUGUAGCAAGGUAACAUCCUUGAAAGAUGUCAGAAUUGCUUUAGGACAAUAUGUGUCCUCUCAUUCUACAGAAAAAAGCAUUGCACAAUAUUUUUUUCAGUGUCAGACAUUCCUUUUUGAUAAACAAUGUUGUUUAUAUGUUUCAAGAUAUAAGUAUGUUUGUCCACUUGUUUGUGUAACUUCAACAGAUGCUAAAUAUUUUUAUGUAUAAACAUCAAGUUCAUGAUUUGCGGUAAAUUUUUUGAUUGGUUCCAAUCCAAUGUGUUUGUUUUCCAAUAAAAUUAUCCUAAAACUUGCAGCUUUAUUAAGAAAUCUGAUGGUCCCUGUUGUCUAAAAAUCUGUUUCUUUCCUCCCCCAUCUCUCUACCUUAAGUUCCCACUCCCAGGAAUGAACUAUAAAAUAGAACUAUGAAAAGUUUAGCCAGACUAAGAAGACCCCACACAAAUGAUAAAAACGGAAGUCAGAAGAUAUGUGUGCAAAUCAAUGGGCUAUGAAUACAUUGACUUUUUAAGUUAGGUUGCUCUAUUUGCUGUACAACUGUGGGUUGUUCUUUUUUUUUUGAGGGGAGAAGGGGAACAUUUCUAGCCUCUUUGUGUCUUUGCUAUGAAAUAAAGUCAAGAUGUGAAUUUUU
Molecule: messenger RNA, 4395 nt
Organism: Phascolarctos cinereus (koala)
Lineage: Eukaryota; Metazoa; Chordata; Mammalia; Diprotodontia; Phascolarctidae
Gene: IL1R1
Product: interleukin 1 receptor type 1
Biological process (GO): regulation of inflammatory response; signal transduction
Molecular function (GO): interleukin-1, type I, activating receptor activity
Source: RefSeq, a predicted model, not a curated record